CAAAAAUUUUAAAGAGUAUGGAAUAUAAUGUAUAUUCAAAUGAUAGUAGUACAAAUGAAAUUAUUAUUGCCGCCUUAGAAGAUUUAGACAAUACAUUUUUUGUAGAAUAUUUAGAUUCUGAAAGUGAUAAAGAGUUAGACUCUUUAUCGGAUAUUGAACCGCCCACCAUCUGA
Molecule: messenger RNA, 173 nt
Organism: Dentiscutata heterogama
Lineage: Eukaryota; Fungi; Glomeromycota; Glomeromycetes; Diversisporales; Gigasporaceae
Source: the annotation of a GenBank genome assembly